Messenger RNA from Glossina fuscipes, 1333 nucleotides. RefSeq lists its product as uncharacterized. The coding region runs from base 700 to 1305 and encodes 201 amino acids. NCBI's taxonomy places the organism in Eukaryota, Metazoa, Arthropoda, Insecta, Diptera, Glossinidae. The transcript has 3 exons. The record is from RefSeq and is a predicted model, not a curated record.
UAAAGUGGUAAAUGUAAAUAGAUUGUGUAAAUAAAGUUGCAAUAUUUUAAUAUAAAAUGACAGACUUUUCGCGUAUUGAUAAGAUAAUAACGCGAAAGAACGACGACAAGAACAUUUUACAUGUUUCGGUUGUUAUUAAAUGAAUCAAUAUUACAUAUUACAUUCAUUCGUAUCACAUCACAUACAUAAUUAUUGUUAUAUAUAUCUAUAUGUAUAGAGCGGUAUUAUCGCAGAUAUUCGAAAGAAGAGAUCAAAUUUUUCACUAUUUAGCAGCAACAAGUUAUGCGCUUCCAGCUAAAUAUUAUUAUUCUUCGCAGUGCUGAUACAAUUAAUUAACACAUUCUAUUAAGCACAUGCACAUAACAUAUAUGCAUUAAAAAAAAAAAAAAAAAAAAACAAAGUUCGUGUAGUUUGCUGAUAAAUUGAGUGGCCAGUACUUCUUACUAGCCUAUUGAUCGAAAGACGGUGUAGAAACGAUCGAUUAUGUUGCAUUGAAAAUUGCUCAAAACUCAUUCUCGUUUCAAUUAUAACGUUAACGACGACUAAAAUUCACUAUCGGCUACGAAAUUGUCUAUAAACAGAAACUCACUAUUACCACACCUAGUCUAUAAAAGACUAAGCGCAAAUUGGAUUAUAUUACAAACCAUAGCCGCGGCGUUCACUGCAGUUACGAGUUCGCUGAUUCGGUGACUUUUCAAAAUGAAACUCAUAUUUCUUGUAAGCAUCUGCUAUUUGAUGCUUUCGCUUUCCAUUUUCGGCCGUGCUUUGCCAAUUUCGGAUAAUCAAUCCGAUUUAGAGAAUAAGACAUUCGAAGAAUUGGAGGCCGCCAGCAUUAACGAUUCAGCUAAAAAUCUUUCGCUAUACGUGGUGAAAGCAAUGGUUUAUGAGAUUGGGAUACUUACCGAAGAAGAUAAUGAUACAGAUGAUACGAGUUUCGAGAAUGAGGAACGCGUCGACUUAACAUUCUUCGAUGCUCACAGCAAUAACAGCCACAUCGAUUUAGGGAACAUCCCGUUGCCGAUAAAAACGAAUGUCUCGGGUCAAAUUUUAACCGGUAUCGCACCAAUUAAUAUCGGCGCGUUUAGUAGUGCUGGCGAAUUAUUGCAGACCUUACCGCUCACUGGUACAAUUUUUAAUAUAACACAAAGUGACACGGCUUUCUAUCAAUUGACCGCAACGAACAUUAGUGACAGCGAUAAAGCUUAUCCAGUAAAUGCAAAUGAAUUUGCUAAUCUAGCUGGUGUGCAACAGUUAUUCCCGUCUUCAAACACAAUUUCAGAAGUAAAAGAAGAAAAUGUAAAAUAAAUGUUUAAAAUGUUUUUUGUUAAAAUAA